UCAGCUGGUAUUAACAAAUGACUCUCGUUUUCUCGCGAUGACUGCCUUUGCUUAUUUCUGUUAGUCACCGGUUUGCCUUAUGAGCGCGAACUGCAUUAGUGUAUGGCGAAAUGGUGUUUUACACGUGUUAUUGCGGCCACCCCCAUUCAAACCGUGCCGUUUUUGCCCCUAGAAGAGUCAGCAAAGUGCAAUUUUGAGUGGAUUUUGGCUGUGCGGCAUUCGUACGGUUUUUCAGUGUUUGUGAUUUUUUACGUGGAUUUUUUCUGGUUUUUUUACAUGGUUUGGAAAAUCUAUUUCGCUUUAAUCGGAUUUGCUACUUACUGUCAGUAAGAUGGACUCUGAUGUGUCCCUGCACCCAAAAUCAGUGGACAAAGUGAGUGUGGAGCCGCUCCACCAGCCCCUGCCUACGAUGCCUUCGAAAAGCGGCUCGUCGUCGACGAUCUCGCUCUCGGACGAGAGCGACAUCGAGCCCGACGAGCUGGUGUCGACAAUCAACCACAACACGGAGUCCUCGAUGGCGGCCCUCGCCGGCGAAGAGCGCGACUUCGGCAGCUCGAUGUUCUUCAAGCGCUACUUCCAGAACCACAGCAACACGCUGCCUUCGCGCGUGGCCGUCUCGUCGCGGCGGCUGUCGCAGUGCCGCGAGGAGGACGAGGACGAGGAGAAAAAAGACUUGAAAGAACAAGUGCCUUCCAACAGCAACAUGUCGACCAUCUCCGGGAGCGACAAAAGUCUGUCGGAGUCGUCGAGCGGGUCGAAAACGUCUGUGAUCGAUACUGUUAGUGGACCUACUCAUAAGUUCGUGAUUACAAAGACUAAGCAGCCCUCGGAGGCGGCGAAGAUCUUCGCCAAUAGGCUGCACUACAGGCAGGCGAACACAGUGCACGCGAUCCCCUCGCACGACUCCAAGAGGCCCUCGGUUUACAACAUCUUCAGGACCUCGCUGCCUUCGCCGCAUUAUGAUACCAGGUUUUUUGACUCGUCGCUUAUUGAAAUGAAGAGUGAGAACUCGAGCAGUUCCACCAUCGAUUGCACGGGCAGUGCGGAGGAUAUUUGGGUGAAAAGAUCGCCCACUGAAUUGAAAAAGGAACUGGGUUCCCAGCCCCUCCCGACCAUCACCAGCGACGAUGUCGACACCCAGUCCAUGCCCAGGCCCCGCUCUGGAACGUGGGGCUCUAAAUCAGACAGCAAACAGAAGAGCAAAGACAAAUCGAAAGACGGUAAAAGCAAGCAGGGUAAAGAACACAAAAGCGAGGGCAAGAAGGAGAAGAAGAAGGACAAACAUUCGGGAACUCGGAGCGGGUCAGCGUCCAGGUCGAAUUCGGCCGAACGGAGGAAGUCCGAAGAUGUGCAAAGUCCCAAGAAAGCGGGAAUGUUGGACGCCUUCAGGACCAGGUCGAACUCAGACGCGAGCAAGAAGAAGGGAAGUGCUUUUAUGGCGUCCAUGAAGAGUGCCAUGCUGCAUACAGGUUUGAUGCAUGCACGUCCGAAGGCACCACGGGAUGGGUCUGCCCAUCCAGUCCGUGAUGAUGGUUCCCACACCCAAUAUUACCACACCGUUACCGCAGCUUCUUCCAAUAGGAGCCCCAUGACCAAAGUGAUGGAUAUCUUCAGGAAUCGGUCGCACGCAAGUGUACCACCGGAGGAUAGACGAAAGAAAGCGGCCCAACAACUGUCCGGGGCGCAUUUGAGGCAGAGAUCUUUAGAUACUGAAAGACGGCGGCAAUCUCUCGGAACUAUCAUUCCUCACAGGGCUUCAGACGCUUUCCUCGACCCUUAUCAUGCUGCGAUUCUUUUCAGGGAUGCAAGAGGGUUACCAGUCGUCGAUCCGUUCCUAGAAAAAGUCAAUAUAUCGGAUUUAGAAGAGGAUGAAUCUCAAAUAUUCGUCAAAUUCUUCAAGUUCCACAAGUGCUAUGAUCUCAUUCCCACCUCCGCCAAGUUGGUCGUCUUCGACACGCAGCUGCUGGUCAAGAAGGCCUUCUUCGCUCUGGUCUACAACGGUGUCCGAGCGGCGCCGCUGUGGGACAGCAGCCAGCAAGAGUUCGUCGGCAUGCUGACCAUCACCGACUUUAUAAAAAUCCUGCGAAUGUACUACAAGUCGCCAACGGUGGCGAUGGACGAGCUUGAGGAGCACAAACUGGACACUUGGCGGCACGUGUUGAAGGAUCAGCGUCCUCUUAUCUACAUCAGUCCUGACGCUUCGCUCUACGAUGCAAUCCGCACUCUUAUCCACAACAGAAUCCACAGAUUACCGGUGAUCGAUCCGGAGACGGGGAACGUCCUCUACAUCCUAACCCACAAGAGGAUACUCCGAUUUUUGUUCUUAUACAUUAACGAACUUCCGAAACCUAGUUAUAUGAACAAAACGCUGCGAGAUGUGAGGAUCGGUAGUUACGAGAAUAUCGAAACAGCAACGGAGGACACGUCGAUUAUUUUAGCUUUGAAGAAGUUCGUCGAGAGGCGAGUCUCGGCACUGCCUCUUGUAGAUAACGAAGGUCGGCUUGUUGAUAUUUACGCUAAAUUUGACGUUAUUAAUUUAGCCGCUGAAAAGACUUAUAAUGAUCUAGACGUUUCGUUAAAGAAAGCUAAUGAGCACCGGAACGAAUGGUUUGAAGGUGUGCAUAAAUGUAAGCUCGACGAGACGUUGUUUACGAUUAUGGACAAGAUUGUCAAAGCAGAGGUGCAUAGGCUCGUGGUUGUUGACGACGACGACAAAGUUAUAGGAAUAAUAUCCCUGUCUGAUCUAUUCCUUUACCUGGUGUUGCGACCUUGCGGCGAAGACGGUUCUCCCGACGGUGUGGCUUCGGUGAGGGCGCAAGACAUAAAACUGCAGGAGACGAUUUCGCAGUCGGAGAGGACGUCCUCCACUGAAGAAGUGUCGCAAACAAUCCCCGAAGAGGAGGAAGACCCGACCGUAGAGAAAAAUACUCAAGAAGAAAAAAGCGAAAACCAUAAAGAUGAUUCCGACACGAGUCUGCCCGAUUCUCCCGUCAUCGAAAGUACGACGUCGUUACCGAGCGAGAACAGCAUGUUCAGAGAGGUGACGGUGACGGGAGGCGGUGAAUAAUUUUGUUUUUAUUUUCUGGGUGAUUAGUAUUUAAGAUGUGACGGUUCAUGUUAGUUUUGAGCCGGUCCUGGAUUGUUUCUUUGUUACGGGACGUUGGUCGUUUGUUAGUCGACAAUGUCUGUUACUUUGUGAUCGCUUGUCCUAAAUUUACAAGGGACUAUAAUAUUUUUAAGAAAUUUGUACUUAAUAAGUUACAUACCAAAGACUGCUUUACGUCAUGCCGAGUGACGGGUGGAAGAAACAAUUCAGAUAUCAACUAACUCAUGGUGUGCUUUAUUUAUUUGUAUAAUACACUACACUUAUUUUUUGUCAGAUAGUGCUGUAAAAAGAGAUAAAAUGGUUAACAUGUUAUUGUUACAACUAUAUCCUAUAAUGUAAAAUUACUCAAUUUAGCUUCACGGAACAGUGCUUUGAUGACAUUGAAGAUGAAAGUCGGGAGGAAUAUAAAUUGUUUAAACAUAGUAACAAAGAAGCCUUAUAUUUCGUACAAUAGAGGAUUUGUGCUUAAUGUUAUCAAAGCAGAAAAACCUCAAAUUAACACUUUUUUGUAAAUACUGAAGAAUGGUGGAUUAUAUUUUUAAUAUUGUGUGGAUUUUUUAAUUUCAGAGCUGAAGGAAAAGUAUCUUGAUGAGAUCUACAAUUUUUAAAUUUUAUAUAUAAAAAUUAAGAUAAUGUACAGUUCGAAAUAAAUGAUUUAAAGUGAGGUUCACUCAAAGUUGGUAUUUGCUAAUUUAUUGUUAAGGUAGUUUAAGAUAUACAACGAUGUAGUUACAUAAUAUUUAGUUAGCUAGGCUCAUGGCCUAUACGAUGCUUAGUAAACGUGUAUCUACCAUAA
This is a messenger RNA of Tribolium castaneum (red flour beetle), 3902 nucleotides long. It is a transcript of the gene SNF4Agamma, whose product is annotated as SNF4/AMP-activated protein kinase gamma subunit. Bases 332 to 3067 code for a protein of 911 amino acids. Gene Ontology annotation, biological process: protein phosphorylation; regulation of catalytic activity. NCBI's taxonomy places the organism in Eukaryota, Metazoa, Arthropoda, Insecta, Coleoptera, Tenebrionidae. The transcript has 12 exons. Gene Ontology annotation, cellular component: cytoplasm; nucleotide-activated protein kinase complex; nucleus. Gene Ontology annotation, molecular function: protein kinase regulator activity; protein kinase binding; AMP binding. The record is from RefSeq and is a predicted model, not a curated record.